Messenger RNA from Trypanosoma theileri, 2001 nucleotides. RefSeq lists its product as uncharacterized. NCBI's taxonomy places the organism in Eukaryota, Euglenozoa, Kinetoplastea, Trypanosomatida, Trypanosomatidae. The coding region runs from base 1 to 2001 and encodes 666 amino acids. The record is from RefSeq and is a predicted model, not a curated record. The transcript has a single exon. Gene Ontology annotation, cellular component: small-subunit processome; 90S preribosome; nucleolus. Gene Ontology annotation, molecular function: protein binding. Gene Ontology annotation, biological process: maturation of SSU-rRNA from tricistronic rRNA transcript (SSU-rRNA, 5.8S rRNA, LSU-rRNA).
AUGCAAGUCUCUCUUCACAACAAAGUGAAGACAUACAAUCUCACCGCUGGUAAGUCGCUACCAGAGUGGAUCAGUGAACGUAAAAAGAAUAAGCGACUCGCUGGUGGUGAACACCGAAUUGAACUCAUUCACGAUCUUGAGUUUCCACACUUUGCCCGUACUAUCUUCCGUUCAGCGAAUGGCACUCACCUUUUCGCUGCUGGUGAUUAUCCACCACGACUAAAAUGCUUUGAUGUGAAUCAACUCAGCAUGAAGUUUAGUUUCAACGCUGAUAUGCCUAUUCUCGGCGGUGUAUCUCUUUCACCCGAUUUCCGCAAAUUUGCCCUACGCGGAGAAGGGCGUCAAAUCACUGUUCAUCAUUCAGCGGCUAUUGUGGAUCGUGUGCGAGUGCCCCACACGAUGCGAUGUCUUGCCUAUCAUCCACACACAGCGGAGUUACUCUCCAGUGGCACCUCACAUGAAAUAUUUCGCCUUAGUUUAGAGACCGGUGCCUUUGUAGAAAGUUACAAAACACAAUCUGAGGAAGGUGUUAAUCAUGUGGAGGUGUUUAAACAACAUGGAAUGGUACUUUGUGCGGGUGUGGAUGGUGUGGUGGAGGCAUGGGAUAGUCGUUCCUCUUCCUGUGCAGCACGGUUAACAGUUGCAGGUCCUGGUGCUUCUUCUGGUAUUCAUGAAGCCUGUGAGUUGCGGCAUAUUGCGGCGGAUGAUGAAACUGGUCUUCUGUUUAGUUGUGGAACAGAGGCAGGACAAGUGUUAUUAUAUGAUUUACGAUUACAUAAACCACUUAUUGUUAAAGAUCAUAUGAAUUCUUUACCUAUUGUUAAAACGUACUUUUUCCAGGGUCGUAGUACUUCAACUGGUGAAGCUACACAUGUGCUUUCUGCAGAUACUCGUUCACUAAAGGUAUGGAGUAAAAAAGAUGGGAGUAACUUUACAAGUAUUGAAACUCCUGCAGAUAUUACAGAUUUUUGUCUUCUGCGUAGUCAACAUAACAUGGUGGAACCUUAUGAAUGUAGUGACAGUGGAGUUGUGUGUAUCUGUUGUGAUACCCCACGUGUACAAGUUCACUUUAUUCCUCAACUUGGUGUAGCCCCACGAUGGGCAUCCUUUUUAGAACUUCUCACAGAAGAACUUGAAGAAAAGGAAGUCACCACUGUAUAUGAUGAUUAUACAUUUAUUGCAAAGGAAGAAAUGGAUGCUCUUGGUAUGACAGCAGAAGAUUUGGCAGGUGGAAAGGUAAGACCUGUUAUGCAUGGUGCUUUUAUUGAAAAUGGAUUACUGCGUGAACUGAAGGCUGUAGUGGACCCAGGGGCAUUUAAUCGAUAUGUACAGGAGAGUGCCAAGCGCAAGACACAACAACGAUGGGAGAAUCGUAUCAGUAAAUUUAAACGUGUUCCUACUAAAGAUGAUGAUGAAGAAGAAAAUGGGGGAAAUGUGGGAGAACGCCGGUUAACAGUCAAAGGUGAAGCCUUGGCCGCCGCAAAGGCGGAUCCACGAUUCCAAAAGGCCUUCACCGGCAGUCAGUCAACUUCCUUCGCGUUGGAUCCCAACAAUCCGGAAUAUGCGAAACUGCUGCAUAUCAUUCACGAACGCCGUGCAGAGGCCAGUCGACGACGUCAACGGUAUGAGUCUGAUCUCUUCUCCAUCGUCCCGGAUGAGGAGGCCCACCGUGAUGAGGAUGAGGAUGAGGAUAACAACAAUAAUAAUAAAGAUAAUGCUAUGAAUGGUUCAUAUCAGAAUGGGGAUGAGGCGAGAAAUCAUUUGAAGGGCGUGCAGAGUAGCGGCAGACCACAGCGACGACGACGACAACGCAACACACCAGAAGAAUCACAAUCACAAUCACAACAACAAGAGUCUAAACGGCAAGUGACAUUAUAUGAGGCGAAGAAAGAUAAUCGUAUCUCCUUCACCAGUAAUGAUAAAGUCAUUCACGCCGCACGUAAACGGCAGCGAAUGGAGAAGUUGACUCUGGAGGAACGCCUUCAGCGGAUGUCAGCCUAA